UAAUCACAACCGUGCAGGGGCAAGCAGCCUGAACGCAGUGUUCUCUAGAAAACGCACACUCCCAUCCUCACACACACACUUUAGCGCUCGCUGGAAGAAGACGGUGGCGAGUCUGCCAAGAGCAUCAGCAGAAGGAGUCCAAAGGAAUCAGCAGAAAGAUCGGGACGUUUCCCUCUCCCUCAGACACAGUUAUGGAGCGGAGUGAAUGUGGCCGCACACGGCAGACGGGGAACGAUGACGAGGCUGUGGUUGACCAGGGGAAGACCAACUCCACCAUCCACACGAACUUCGAGAAGGAGGAGCUGGAGAGUCACAGGGCGGUCUAUGUAGGCGUCCACUUCCCCCUGGGCAGACAGAGCCGGCGGCGGCAUCGUCAUCGAGGCCACAAGCACCACCACAAGCGGAGGGAGCGGGAGAGCGAACGGAGGGACGGCCGCGAGUCGCCCACCUACGACACUCCCUCCCAGAGGGUGCAGUUUAUCCUGGGCACGGAGGACGAUGACGAGGAGCACAUCCCCCAUGACCUCUUCACUGAGCUGGACGAGCUGUCCUUCAGGGAUGGCCACGCCUACGAGUGGAAAGAGACCGCCAGGUGGCUGAAGUUUGAGGAGGACGUGGAGGACGGUGGGGAGAGGUGGAGUAAGCCCUACGUGGCCACCCUGUCCCUGCACAGCCUGUUCGAGCUGCGCUCCUGCAUCCUCAAUGGCACCGUCAUGCUCGACAUGAGGGCCAACAGCAUCGACGACAUCGCAGACAUGGUGAUUGACAGCAUGGUGGCGUCGGAACAGCUGGACGAGUCCCUGCGGGAGAAGGUGCGGGAGGCCAUGCUGAAGCGGCACCACCACCAGAGCGAGAAGAAGCUGAGCAACCGCAUCCCGCUGGUGCGCUCCUUCGCCGACAUAGGCAAGAAACACUCCGACCCCCACCUGCUCGAGCGCAAUGGGCUGCUGGCGUCCCCCCAGUCGGCCCCGGGGAGCCUGGAGAACAGCAAGCCCAGCGAGGGCCGCAUCAACGGAGCCGGGGGCAGCCGUGAGAACAGCACGGUGGACUUCAGCAAGGUGGACAUGCACUUCAUGAAGAAGAUCCCUCCUGGGGCGGAGGCCUCUAACGUGCUGGUGGGGGAGGUGGACUUCCUGGAGCGGCCCAUCAUCGCCUUCUUGCGCUUAUCCCCCGCCGUGCUGCUCACGGGCCUCACCGAGGUCCCCGUGCCCACCAGGUUCCUGUUUCUGCUGCUCGGUCCUUUUGGGAAAGGGCCCCAGUACCACGAGAUCGGCCGCUCCAUAGCCACCCUAAUGACUGAUGAGAUUUUCCAUGAUGUAGCUUAUAAGGCCAAAGAUCGCAAUGACCUUCUGUCGGGUAUCGAUGAGUUCCUGGACCAGGUGACGGUGCUGCCUCCAGGAGAGUGGGACCCCACUAUCCGCAUCGAGCCGCCAAAGAGCGUCCCGUCUCAGGAGAAGAGGAAGAUGCCCUCGAUGCCCAACGGCUCCGCUCACACCUCGGACACGAUCAAAGAGGAGGAACACGAGGCUGGACCAGAGCUCCAGAGAACGGGGAGGAUAUUCGGAGGGCUGGUGCGGGACGUGCGGCGGAAGGCUCCGUUCUACUGGAGCGACGUGCGGGACGCUCUGAGCCUGCAGUGCCUGGCCUCCAUCCUCUUCCUGUACUGCGCCUGCAUGUCACCCGUCAUCACUUUCGGGGGCCUGCUGGGGGAGGCCACCAAGGGCAACAUUAGUGCCAUUGAGUCUCUGUUUGGAGCGUCCCUGACUGGAGUGGCCUACUCCCUAUUCGCUGGGCAGCCCCUCACCAUCCUUGGCAGCACUGGCCCUGUGCUCGUCUUCGAGAAAAUCCUCUUCAAGUUUUGCAGUGACUAUGGUCUGUCCUACCUGCCAUUGCGCACAAGCAUCGGGCUGUGGACGGCCUUCCUGUGCCUGCUGCUGGUUGCUACGGACGCCAGUUCGCUGGUGUGCUACAUCACGCGCUUCACGGAAGAGGCCUUUGCCGCCCUCAUCUGCAUCAUCUUCAUCUACGAGGCCCUGGAGAAGCUUGUGCAGUUGGGCGAGAGUUACCCCAUCGACAUGCACAACAACCUGGACAACCUGACCUUCUACAGCUGUCAGUGUUCGGCACCCUCCAACAUCACGCCUGAGAUCACUAACAAGCUCAAUCAGUCCGGCUUCACUCCUGACUCCAUCAGCUGGAGUGAGCUCAACAUGCCUAUGUGCACCAAGCUCCAGGGGGUGUUUGUGGGGCCGGCCUGCAGCCACGAGGGGCCCUACAUCCCAGACGUGCUCUUCUGGUCCGUCAUCCUCUUCUUCACCACCUUCUUCCUCUCCUCCUUCCUCAAACAGUUCAAAACCAGACGCUACUUCCCCACCAAGGUGCGCUCCACGAUCAGUGACUUUGCCAUCUUUCUGACCAUCAUGAUUAUGGUUCUGGUGGACUACCUUGUGGGAAUACCCUCUCCUAAACUCAACGUCCCCGACACAUUUGAGCCCACCUCUAAGCACCGGGGCUGGCUGAUCUCUCCGCUGGGCUCCAACCCCACCUGGACGCUGGUGGCGGCGGCCAUUCCGGCUCUGCUGUGCACCAUUCUCAUCUUCAUGGACCAGCAGAUCACUGCCGUCAUCAUCAACCGCAAGGAGCACAAGCUCAAGAAAGGCUGCGGGUACCACCUGGACCUGCUGAUCGUGGCGACGAUGCUGGGGGUGUGCUCCAUCAUGGGGCUGCCGUGGUUCGUGGCGGCCACCGUGCUCUCCAUCUCCCACGUCAACAGCCUGAAGGUGGAGUCGGAGUGCUCGGCCCCCGGCGAGCAGCCCAAGUUCCUGGGCAUCCGCGAGCAGAGAUUCACUGGCCUCAUGAUCUUUGUCCUCAUGGGUCUCUCCGUGUUCAUGACCUCCGUGCUGAAGUUUAUUCCCAUGCCAGUCCUGUAUGGAGUAUUUCUCUACAUGGGGGUCUCAUCACUCAAGGGCAUUCAGUUAUUUGACCGUAUUAAGCUGUUUGGCAUGCCUGCCAAGCACCAGCCAGACCUGAUCUACCUGCGCUAUGUGCCACUGUGGAAGGUGCACGUGUUCACCAUCGUGCAGCUCACCUGCCUGGUGCUGCUGUGGGUCAUCAAGGCCUCAGCCGCCGCUGUCGUCUUCCCCAUGAUGGUCCUGGCUCUGGUGUUUAUACGGAAGCUGCUGGACUUGUGCUUUACCAACAGGGAGCUCAGCUGGUUGGACGACUUGAUGCCCGAGAGUAAGAAGAAGAAGGAGGACGACAAGAAAAAGAAAGCCAAAGAGGAAGCACGGCGGAUGCUGGAGGCAGACCACGAUAUUGAGCUGCCAUACGAGGGGGAGAACCUCCUCAAGAUUCCAGUCAAGGCCCUGAAAGUCAGUGCUGACCCGUCUGUGGUAAACAUUUCUGAUGAAAUGGCCAAAACCGCUGUGUGGAAAGCUGUUGCCAUGAACUCUGACAGUGCCAAAGUUCACAAACCUUGCACAAGCGAGGACAAAGUUGCCAGCAUCCAGAUCAGCAUCGAGGACGAGCAAGGGGACAAGUUUGUCGACAACGAGACGUCGUUAUGACAACCGGGUAGGGCGAGUGUUUUGGCGGCAGGGCGAGUCUGUCUCGGAGGACUCGAGGAAGGUCACACAGAAGCCCACAGAAGCCUCCUCCCUCUCACUGACUAACAGUCGGGCCAUGGCCGGGCCAGUGUCAGGCUGAAGCAUAGGAGACAUAUCCCAUACAUACUGUAUGUGUUUGGCUUCAGACAUCUCUUUUAAACAUUAGAAGCAAGGUUUUUUUUUUAUUCUCUCUUCUUUUGAAAAAAAAAAAACGACGAACCCAUUUAAUUUGUCAGGCAUUAUACAGAGAGCUGUCAGGCGAGACUAAGAGCUCAACUCUUCUGAAAGGAUUUUUUUUUUACCCAAGAAACCAAGGAACAUUGCAGGAGUUUUGUUUUAUAGGCUCAUAUAAGGAACAUUUGAGGUCUUAGAAUUGUGACAUUUUGAGAGCAUACAGCAUCAGCUCUAUAGAUUUCUCUACAGUUUGUGUGCGUGUGUGCGUGUGUGCGUGUGUGCGUGUGCGUGUGCGUGUGUGUGUGUGUGUGUGUGUGUGUGUGUGUGUGCGUGCGCGUGAGUGAGAGAGAGAAUCUAGGUCUAGGUAAACAAAAGGGGGAGUCUAGUUUGUUCCCCAUCUAGCACAGCUAGUUUGUUGUCAGUAUAGCUAGUCUCAGAUGCACACAUAACGUUACUGUAGAGCUUUUGGAGAAACGAUGGGGGAAAGUUAAUCUUGUAAGCAAUCAUUUAAUGCUUUUAUUCUCCCUCUCUUAGUUGUUGGUGUAAGCAAUUGCUCACCAAACUGUAAAAUAAUGAAAUUAAAUACGUAUUACAAUGAUUUUUUUUUAUUCACCAAUUGUGCAGUAGGUUGUAUUCUGCAGAUGUUUAGCAACAGAAAUAGAUCAGUUCUAAACAAGGCAAAUAUGUAGUAACCAUAUUGUAAACCCUAAUCGGCUAAUGUACUACAGACAGCAAAGUGCUGUUUGAUGUGGUCUACAUAUAAUGUGAUUUAUUUAGUGUUAAAGGAAAAUGAAUAAUUUUAUACCAUGACUUUAUUAUUGCUAUUGUCUUUUAAUUUAUUUUUAUGGUCAAGUUUGCAGUUGGAGGAGUUUGGGGGGCGGUGAAAGGGACUGGGGACACCGUCGGGGCUGUGUCAGGGCUGUGUCAGGGCUGUAGGUGUGUUCCGCUCCCCUCACGUGUAACGCUGCACUUUACACAAGGUACGCGUGCAAGUUGGACAAACCACAUGUACCUUAUUUAAGAUAUCUACUUAGAGCAGUCUCAGGAAUCUAUGGACUCUCCAUAAGAGCCAUCUCUCUCUCUCUGUCUCUCUCUCUCUCUCUCUCUCUCUCUCUCUCACACACACAAUGUCUCUCUCUCACACACACACACACACACACACACACACACACUCUCACACUCUUUUCUCUCACACACAUUCACUUUCUCUCUCUCCCCCUCCCUCCCUCUCUCUCUCGGCCUUUUCCUCUGUCUUAUUCUCCUUACCUUGGCCUGUGUUCUGGCAGUAUAAUGUUUCUCUUAUACUGAUCAGAUUGUUCUUCCCCUUCCCUCCCCCCACUUUACACUGGACAAGAAUGUGAUAAUUUGCUUUGUUAUUGUUUUUGGCGCAUGACUCUUAUUUUCUACUCAGUGCUCAAUGUUUUAAGCUCAAACCAUUUCAUUUCCAAUAUAUAUAUCUAUAUAUUUGACUCCCAUAAUUUAAUUGCCUUUGUUACUUUGUUACUUUGUUUUUAUUUCUAUCCAGUCGUGAUAAACCUGAUGUUAUUUUGCAGCGUUCAAUUCAACUACUUCUAUUUUAUUUCUCACACACCCAGUGACCAUGUAUUAUUCUGUUGCAAAUAUUCAAAGCUAUUUGCACACAAAAAUGUUCUAAUUGUAAAAGAGAAAGAAAUAUAUUGUCACAUAUAGAAUUCUUAGAUUUUUUUUUUUCAUUCAUUAUACUCAUGGUUAUAAUCAAUGCCCUUGUGUAGAUUUUUCUUUUAAAAUACUUUUCACCCCUUUGAUUGAGAUUAAAUUAGUUGUUUGCUAUUUACUCAUUUCUAUGUCAUAGAAGCCAUCAGACCAUUUAUUGGACCCAGUUUGAAAGUUAUAUCUUUUUUUUUAAUUUUCAAAUCAAUCAUGUUUCUUUUUAAGUCGAUCCCAUGCUCAAAAAUGCAUCAAAGCCUUUUAAUUUCUGUCGAUACUUGUGCCUAGAGGAGUUUAGCGGGUACAGAAUUUGCCUGGAAAAAGGUCAUCAUGGCAUGAACUUGUGCUUUGUAUUACACUGUACCACUGUCUCCAUGUUGCCCCAUAAGAAGUGCGGUAUAGUUCACCAGCACAGGUGAGCAAGCCUGGCCUUCAAUUCAUUAAUGACUGACAGGUGUCACUUGUUCUGUGUAGUCAUGAGCAGUGAUGAAAUGUCUUGAUUUUGGUUAUCUGCUCAAUUAUCUUUGCUCAGAAACACCUUCAUAUUAUAUUAAUGGAGGGAUGAGCAAGAAGUGCUAUUUUUUUGUAGCUGAUUUGUAAAUGAAAUGGUCAAAAAGGAAAAGCAAUAAAGAUGAUCACUUAAUAAAUGUCAA
Molecule: messenger RNA, 6118 nt
Organism: Sardina pilchardus (European sardine)
Lineage: Eukaryota; Metazoa; Chordata; Actinopteri; Clupeiformes; Clupeidae
Gene: slc4a7
Product: solute carrier family 4 member 7
Exons: 25
Coding region: 192-3566 (1124 amino acids)
Biological process (GO): monoatomic anion transport; transmembrane transport; regulation of intracellular pH
Cellular component (GO): basolateral plasma membrane; plasma membrane; apical plasma membrane
Molecular function (GO): monoatomic anion transmembrane transporter activity; solute:inorganic anion antiporter activity; sodium:bicarbonate symporter activity
Source: RefSeq, a predicted model, not a curated record